AUUGGACUUAAGACAUCCCUUGAAUCCCUUGCAUCCCUUGCAUCCCUUGCAUCCCUUGCAUGGAGAAAAACCUGGGUGCUUGAGAUUGUACUUUCAAGAGAAGGCCUUCGUCAAAGCUCAUGGCAUCUACCACUGAAAUGGAAAUGAUGAAUUCUGGAGAAUCAAGAGAGAUCAGCUUUGCACCUGAGAAGGAUUUUAAAGAGAAAAAGCAGCCAGGUACUUGGUGCUCGUACAUCUUGCUGCUGUUCGCUCUAUUUCUUGUAAUCUGUACUUGUCCACUCACCAUCUGGUUCUGCUUCAAAACAGUCGCUGAGUAUGAGAGAGCAAUCAUCUUCAGGAUGGGCCGUCUACUUGGCGAUGGACCUAAAGGACCUGGCUUGUUCUUCAUUAUCCCCUGUAUUGAUGAUGUACAAGUCGUGGAUCUCCGGACUCUGUCGUUUGAUGUGCCACCUCAGGAGAUCCUUUCAAAAGACAGUGUGACUGUCACUGUGGACGCAGUGGUCUACUUCAGGGUUUCCAACCCUACCAUGGCUAUCAUUAAAAUAGAGAACUACACGAAGUCCACAGAACUCCUGGCCGCAACAACGCUGCGCAACGUUCUUGGAACCACGACCCUGGCUGAGAUGUUGAGCCAUCGUGAGGAGAUCAGCAAGACUCUUCAGACACUCCUUGAUGAUGCGACGGAUCCCUGGGGCGUCAAGGUGGAACGUGUGGAAAUCAAGGAUGUGCGUUUGCCACAGCAGAUGCAGCGUGUAAUGGCCGCUGAGGCUGAAGCCACCAGGGAGUCUAAUGCCAAGGUGAUUAUAGCGCAGGGUGAGCAGAACGCCUCGUAUGCCCUCAAGGAAGCAGCGGACAUCAUCUCCCAGAACCCUGUUGCCAUCAAGAUCCGCUACCUCCAGACUCUCAACACCAUCUCCGCUGAGAAGAACUCCACCAUCAUCUUCCCGAUGCCAAUCGACAUGUUAUCUGCUAUAAUGGACAAGAAAUAAAAUGUAUGUUCGGUUUUGUUGACGCUUUGAUUACUCAGAUUUGUAUGGGAAAAAAUUUGUUUUUGCAUCAGGGGCAAAUAUCAUAGAGCUGCUUUAGCACAAAAUGUUGUAAAAUAAUGCUUACAAAUUUUCUGCUGAGCAAAAACAAGCAGAGUACCAGUCAUAGAUUGUACAUGAGAAAUGGCAUUUUGGCUGGUAGUCAUGUACGGGUAAGCAUAAAUUUGUUGUGCUUAGCUACUUUUUGUGCUUUAAUACUACAAAUCUGGUAAGUGUGAGUUCAGUUUAUGCUGGGAACAAGACCUAAAUAAUGCCUUUGCUUUUAAAACCAAAUCAACAUGAUGAGUCUCUGUAGAUAUCAAAAAGAGCUAGGAUUGAUCUUAACAUCUGGUCAAUCUUUAGCUGCUAAGCAAAGUAUGAUGCCACAAUAGAAAAUGCACAGGCUAUUUCAUUUUUGACAACACUUUUUUAAGAUCAUACUUAGUGCUUUGUGAAAUCGAGCCCCUGCUUUGAGUUAUGAUAAGGGACAAGAUAUUACUACAUGCACAUAGUGCUUUAUCUAUUUUACUUCAAAAUUUUAAGGAUUAGUAUCACUUGCAGAAUUUAUCAAGGCCCAAUUUCAUAGAGCUGCUUAAGUGAAACAUUCUGCUUAAACAUAAUUAUUUGCUUAGUAGUAAAACCAGCAGGAUACCAGCCACAGAUAGUGCUUGUGAUAUGGUAUUUUGUUUGGUAACUUUAUUCUGGGAAGCACGAUUAUUUUGUGCUUAGCUACUUUUGGGUUAAAGCAGCUCAAUGAUUGGCCCCAGUACUUGUGCUUUAAAUUUUCUGAUAACUUUUGUUACAUUACAGUUUUAGGCAAGUAGAAACUUCCAUUUUCAUUAUAUUUUUAAAAAGCAUUACUGGUGCGACAUAAGAUUUUGAUAUUUUCCAGGUUGAUGUUGAUUGACUCACUGUGACAUGUUUCCUGAUUUAAUAAAUGUUAAUUUGCAUCGUGGACAAAGACUAUUCAUUUUAGUUUCUAACAUUAUACACUGAUGUUAAUCCAGAAUUACCUUGUAUGUCUGGCUCCAGUGAUGUAGGAAAUCUGACAACCAGCUAAUUAAAAGAGAAAGAUUUAUGGGUUUGUCUUGGGCAGAAAUUAGAGUGAUUUAGGUUUGAUGCAAGACAUUAAUGAUACUCAUUUAAUUAGUCUCUGCUUCAUGGAAAGAUUAGGUUUCCAGUAACUAUAGCCCCCACUCCCCCACCUGCCCUGAAAUGCCAUUGUUUGUUUUGUCUUGUUGGGUUUUUUUGUUUUUUUUUGGGGGGGGGGGUUGCACUUAUCAAAUUGACUUGAGUUGAAUUGAGGGAUUGAUGUAUUAAUUGCAUCCUAUACAAAGGAUAAUUAUUAUUUUAUUUUUUAAGCAGUAGCCUAAACAGAAGGGUUGGGACGGGGGUGGGGGUAGAUGUCUGUAAUGGUUUCAUAUAACGUGUCCAAUGCAGAGAAGAGUACAUCCAUAUAAGUUACACAUCAAACAGCAAUCUUUAUUUAUCCACCGACAGCAGACAAUAACACUUUUUUUCGUGGUUGAGAACUGGGGUUGUUUUAUUAAGUUAAGUAAUAAUGGCAAUUUGCCACCUUAGAAUAAAUCGUGGAACCCCGUUUAGAACCUGGUAUAUUUUUUUGCAAAAUUUAACUUUUUGGGGGUAUGUUGUUGCUGUUGCUUUUGUUUUGGGUCCCCCCCCCCUUUUUUUUAAUCUUUGGUUGUUAUUAUUACUACUACAUGAUAGUAAUAUUUGGUGAACUAUAAUGCACAUUGUACAAAGGUGCAUUGUCAGAUGUUUCGAAAACCAAAACAUAUGAAUUCAUUUUAUUUUAAUACAUUUUGUCCUUAGUUUGUGACAAAUAACAAUGUAUGAAAUUGUAAUAUUUGGUGACCAAUGCUACGCAUCCUACAGGCGCAUCCGCCGAUUAAAAAAAAAAAAUAUAUAUAUAUAUAUAUAUAUAUA
Messenger RNA from Asterias rubens (European starfish), 2972 nucleotides. RefSeq names its product stomatin-4-like. Lineage: Eukaryota; Metazoa; Echinodermata; Asteroidea; Forcipulatida; Asteriidae. The coding region runs from base 120 to 989 and encodes 289 amino acids. The record is from RefSeq and is a predicted model, not a curated record. Gene Ontology annotation, cellular component: plasma membrane. The transcript has 7 exons.